This is a messenger RNA of Letharia lupina, 354 nucleotides long. RefSeq lists its product as uncharacterized. Gene Ontology annotation, molecular function: protein folding chaperone. NCBI's taxonomy places the organism in Eukaryota, Fungi, Ascomycota, Lecanoromycetes, Lecanorales, Parmeliaceae. Bases 1 to 354 code for a protein of 117 amino acids. The transcript is spliced from 4 exons. Gene Ontology annotation, biological process: protein folding. Gene Ontology annotation, cellular component: prefoldin complex; cytoplasm. The record is from RefSeq and is a predicted model, not a curated record.
AUGGCACAAUCACAGAUCACUGUCAGAAAGCAGCAAGAGCUACAGCAGCAAUACACCAACUACAAGAACAGCCUUCAACAGUUAGCUCAGAAGAUCGGCGACAUUGAACAAGAUACUGAAGAACAUAAACUUGUACUAGAGACACUGGCUCCCCUUCCUCCGGACCGCAAGUGCUUUCGAAUGAUAAAUGGAGUCUUAGUUGAAAAAACCGUCAAGGAUGUUACUCCCGCGCUUCAGACAAAUUCGGAAGGAUUGAAGAAAGUUCUGGAGGAGCUGGUCAAGCAGUAUAAGCGGCAGCAGGAUGACAUGGAGAAGUGGAAGAAGAAAAAUAACAUCCAAGUCGUGCAACAAUAG